AUGAAGUAAACUAAUCAAGGCUUAGUAUUCUCGCAGUAAGCUCCUCUUUCAGCAAAGGGUGACCAGCAUUUUAGAUUCGAUAUGCCUGGUUCACAUUAGUCAAUGCCUGAAGGAUUCAAUAUCCAAUAGAAUCCUCAGUCAAACAUCGCAUAAUUUGUUCCAUAGAAUUUUAGAAGACAGCCGAUCAAUUCAAAUAUGCAGCCAAUAAAUGCUAUGAAACCUCCUCUAUAGUAGCAUCGUCCUUAGAAUUCAAUUCAACAGAUAUUCAAUCCAUUCUAAUAGCCACCUCAACAAUAAAUUGAAUAACAACAGAUGAGUCAGUAGUAGAACUCAGUAUUCGGAUAGGGGUUCGAAGAAUCGUCAAUAUUCUCAAUUCCUCAUCAUUAAGUCCAGUCUCAGCACUAAUUGCCCUUUUAGCAGCCCAAUUAGCAUCAUUUAAUUCAUUAGCAUUAGCAGCAAUAAAAUUAAUUUAUACCUCAAAAUCAAGCUCAACUCAAUCAAUUUCAAAUGUAUUAGCUUCAACAGUAAUAGCAUCAAUAGUAGCAGCAACAAUUCUUUAAUUCAUAAUAGCAGCAGCAAUUGUAUCAUCAGCAGUAGUAGCAACUUCAUCAUCAACAGCAGAUGUUUAUGCAGUAGUAACAAUAGCAGUAGAUACAUCAAUAACAGCAAUAGAUGCUCCAAAGCCAAGCACCUCUGAUAAAGAAAACAGGGAGUUUUAAAAAAGAGCAAUCAAAUAGUUUCAAGAAGCUCACACCGAUUGACGAAGAUAGCUUAAAUGAAUAAUAACAUCAAGCGCUUCUCAAUCAGUAAAAUCUUGCAGCUAACUACAGCACCAAUCAGCCAUUGCUCUAAAGUCAACAGCUUCAUCAGCAGCAGAAUCUUUCACAAGAUAACUACCAUGCCCAAUAAAAUCUUCAAAAUUCUCAAUCGAUAUUCCAAAAUGAUAGCAUAUUUUGA
Messenger RNA from Stylonychia lemnae, 957 nucleotides. The record is from the annotation of a GenBank genome assembly. Lineage: Eukaryota; Ciliophora; Spirotrichea; Sporadotrichida; Oxytrichidae.